Leptosia nina is the source of this 1440-nucleotide messenger RNA. The record is from the annotation of a GenBank genome assembly. NCBI's taxonomy places the organism in Eukaryota, Metazoa, Arthropoda, Insecta, Lepidoptera, Pieridae.
AUGGAAAUCCAAAGCAGGACUCGUACGAUUAACCACCAAGACGAAAACGUGUAUGGAAACAAAGGUAAGUCGAACGUGGUCCUGCCUAAAGGAAAGGGUUUGAUGACUCGCGGGGUUUUGGGUGAAGUACAUACAAAUGUGCAGUUCCAACGUGAUAUAUCCAAAAAAGCCACAAUUUCUGAUGCCGAGUGUGAGAAAAAACCGCUAAAGGCUGUCAUACGAAGAACCUACAGCCAUGUCCAGUCAAAGGUUGACACUGGUCUUGCGACCAAAUCUAUGCAACCAUCAUCAAGGCCACCUCUACGACGAGAAGAGAGUACUGGAGGGUUGGCUACACGUGCUGCAAUGCUUACUAGAAAUGCUGUUAAAGAAGCUCUCAAAAAAGACAUUGAAAUUGAAUCAAUUAAGGUUCUAACACAAGUGAAGAGGUCAAGAGACCAGAAAAAUCUUAAACUCAAUCCCAUUAAAGAGAUUAGUAAAGAAGGAAAGAAUCGUAUUAUUAAAGAUCCUACAGAAUCCCUAGGAAAACUGAAAUUAGCAGAAACAGAAACUUUUGUUGAGCCUUUGACGCUACCUAUAUUACCACCAGACAUAGAAGAUAUUGAUGCAGGUGACCCUAACCCAAUGCUGAUGUCUGUCUAUAUUAAGGACAUCUACAAAUAUCUGACCACCCUCGAGAAGAGGUAUCCAAUUGUAGAAAACCAUUUAAAAAAUCAAAAUGACAUAAACGGUCACAUGAGGGCUACUCUGAUAGAUUGGCUGGUAGAACUUCAGCGCCAGUUUUCUUUGCUCCUAGAGACUUUUCAAUUGGCUGUUGGAAUUAUAGACCGGUAUUUGCAGGUCGUACCUGAUGUACCAAAGAACAGAUUGCAGCUCAUUGGUGUAACUGCGAUAUUUAUCGCCUCCAAAUAUGAAGAAAUAUACCCCCCCGACGUCACUGACCUCGUUUAUGUCACAGACCAUGCAUACACCAAGAAUGAAAUAUUGACAUGCGAGAAGGAAAUAAUGAGGAAGCUAGAUUUCAGUCUGGCAAGGCCCAUACCACUCAGCUUCAUCAGACGGUUCGUCAAAGUGGCUCAUGGUGCAGCAAAGAAUCAUCACUUAGCAAAAUACUUUGUCGACCUAUGCUUGGUGGAGUACUCCAUGGCUCACUAUAAGCCGUCCGAGUUGGCCGCCACAGCCGUGUGUCUCUCGCUACACGUCCUCUCCGGCACGCCGCUCCACGACGUGUGGACACGUACGCUCGCAUAUUACUCGGGGUACGCACUAGCUCACAUUGAACCCAUACUUCGGAAAAUAGCGACCUUAGUGAUAAACGUAGACAAGUCUAAAUACAAAGCGGUACAUAAAAAAUACUCUGACGUGACACUGGCCAAAGUGUCGACGCUUCCGCAUCUGAAAGGAGACGCUAUGUUUGUACUCGCUCGGACCUCAUCUUAA